AUGGCGAUCAUCAUUUCCUUGAUCCUCUAUACAAUCGGAGGCGCUCUGGAAGCCGGUGCUAUCAACUUCGGCAUGAUUGUCGGAGCGAGAGUGAUCCUCGGCAUGGGCCUUGGUCUCGAAGGAGGUACGGUUCCAGUCUACGGUGCAGAAUCGGUCGAGAAGAAAUACCGCGGCAACCUGGUCAGUCUGUAUCAAUUCAUGAUCGCUUUUGGAGAAGUCAUUGGGUAUGUGGUCGCCGCUAUUUUUGUCAACGUCCCGUCUGGGUCUUGGAGAUAUAUGCUUUGCUCGUCCCUGGUCUUCAGCACCAUUAUGCUUGUGGGCAUGCUCUUUAUGCCCGAGUCUCCGCGAAUGCUUCUACACAGAGGUCGAACUUUGGAAGCAUUCGCCGUUUGGAAGCGAAUCCGAGGACUCGCCAGUGCUGAGGAUCACAAGGAAUUCUUCAUCAUGCACCACGCUCUCGAUGCGGAGGUCAACGAGGCUAUCGUUUACGCAAACAUCAUGAUCGCGCUUGGCCAGUUAACCGGAAUCAAUGCAAUUAUGUACUACAUGUCCACCCUGAUGUCCCAGAUUGGAUUUGAUAAGAAGCAAUCCGUUUUCAUAUCUCUCGUGGGCGGCGGAUCCCUCCUUUUGGGCACCAUACCAGGCGUGUUGUACAUGGAGAAGUUCGGUCGUCGCUUCUGGGCAAACACUAUGCUUCCGUGCUUCUUCGUCGGUCUCAUCUUCGUUGGUGUCUCCUAUCAAUUGAACUCUGUCACAGCCACAGAGGGGAUGUAUCUCACUGGGAUCAUUCUCUACAACCGUUUCUUCGGGUCAUACGCACGCCUUACUUGGGUUCUGCCCAGUGAGGUCUUCCCUACCUACCUCCGUUCCUACGGCAUGGAGUCCACCGACGCCAACCUUUUCUUCGGCAGCUGGCUAGUAACCUACUUCUUUUCGGAUAUGCAGCGCGCGAUGACUAAGACGGGGUUGACCCUCGGCGUUUAUGGAGGCAUCGCAGUGCUCGGUUGGAUCUAUCAACUUUUGUUCAUGCCUGAGACGAAGAAUAAGACUUUGGAGGAGAUCGACCUUAUUUUCAGGCAGCCGACAAGUCAACUCGUGAGAAAGAAUCUCAGGAACGUUACCCGGGGUAUGAGUGAUAUCGCUUAUUUCAGAUUUGGAAAGGUCUUCUCGCCUACCGAAGAAAGCCAUGAGGUCGAACAGCAAAUCCAGGAGGCCAAGGCGUAG
Messenger RNA from Cladophialophora psammophila CBS 110553, 1224 nucleotides. Its product is annotated as MFS transporter, SP family, major inositol transporter. The record is from RefSeq and is a predicted model, not a curated record. Lineage: Eukaryota; Fungi; Ascomycota; Eurotiomycetes; Chaetothyriales; Herpotrichiellaceae. Gene Ontology annotation, biological process: transmembrane transport. The coding region runs from base 1 to 1224 and encodes 407 amino acids. The transcript is spliced from 4 exons. Gene Ontology annotation, molecular function: myo-inositol:proton symporter activity. Gene Ontology annotation, cellular component: membrane.